Opisthorchis viverrini is the source of this 174-nucleotide messenger RNA. RefSeq lists its product as hypothetical. The transcript is spliced from 2 exons. The coding region runs from base 1 to 174 and encodes 57 amino acids. The record is from RefSeq and is a predicted model, not a curated record. Lineage: Eukaryota; Metazoa; Platyhelminthes; Trematoda; Opisthorchiida; Opisthorchiidae.
AUGAUUUUGGAAGGCCAAGUUCCUGGUCAGCCACAAGCUACGGUGAUGCCCAGUCUGAGGUGGAGCGAUAAUCUGGAACGGGAGGCGAUGAACGAAGCGGAAAAAUGUAUGAUACCAAGGGAAACUGUUCCCGGAGAAAUCCAAAUAUAUUCGAGGGAUGAAAAUUUUGAGUAA